Messenger RNA from Pygocentrus nattereri (red-bellied piranha), 4750 nucleotides. RefSeq names its product selenoprotein I (gene selenoi). NCBI's taxonomy places the organism in Eukaryota, Metazoa, Chordata, Actinopteri, Characiformes, Serrasalmidae. Gene Ontology annotation, cellular component: Golgi apparatus; endoplasmic reticulum membrane. Gene Ontology annotation, molecular function: ethanolaminephosphotransferase activity. Gene Ontology annotation, biological process: phosphatidylethanolamine biosynthetic process. The record is from RefSeq and is a predicted model, not a curated record. The transcript has 10 exons.
CUGCUGUUGUGAAUUACCGUCAAGACCUCCUCGGAAAUCGGACUGGGCUCCGAGGCUAGUCGAGUUAAGCCGAACAGCAUGGGCUGGACGCGGUGGCGGGGAGGUGGUGUGGCUGAUAGCCGGCGAGCUAACUUUGAUCAAUUUCACCAUGAAUAAGUCUAAUUUGUGUCGUUCCGCAUAGGGGGCGAGUUUAUCCAGCCAGUUUCUCGCGUUUCCAGUCAGAGAGCGGGUGACUGGGUGUUGUCUGAGUUCUUUCUUCUCGGCUCUGUCAGAGAAAUGAACGCCGGUCAGCUGAGCACAAAGCCCUUCGAGGCUCGUUAGCUAGGCUAACCAGAACCACCUGGCUACACCUCGGCAGUUAAUUCGACGUGUAAUUGUCCGUUUUGCUCGCACCAAAGUUAAAAGAGCUUCACUUUGACCAGUUUUCAAGUCCAUUGGGCGUUAAUGUUACUGCAGACCCGCGGUGGUCGGUGCUCGCGGUGGUCGACUCGGUGGGAGUAGCAGAAUCGCUCUGGGCGCCUGUCGAUUUCCUCAGAAACCGGUUUACGUUAUUACGCGUCCUUUUGUAGCUGAAGCCAAAGUUAAACUUCUUAAGCUGUUUGCUUCUUGCGUCGUGUCCUCAGGCGAGACUCGAGGAUAUGGAGCCUCUAGAUUACAGUGCGGUUGACACCAACCCUCUGUCUGUUUAUGUUAUGCAUCCCUUCUGGAACUCAAUGGUGAAGAUUUUGCCCACAUGGUUGGCACCAAACCUCAUCACCUUCACUGGCUUUAUGUUCCUCGUGCUCAACUUUGUCAUCUUGUCUGUGUACGACUAUGACUUCUACGCCUCAGCUGACGGACAUGUGCACGUGCCCAGCUGGGUUUGGAUAGCAGCCGGCCUCUUUAACUUCCUGGCAUACACAUUAGAUGGUGUGGACGGUAAGCAGGCCCGCAGGACUAACUCCAGUACUCCUCUUGGAGAGCUGUUUGACCAUGGCCUGGACAGCUGGGCGUGCGUGUUCUUUGUGUGUUCCAUGUACUCAGUGUUUGGUCGAGGAGCGAGUGGUGUCAGUGUGCUCACGCUCUACUACCUUCUCUGGGUCGUCCUCUUCUCCUUCAUCCUCUCGCACUGGGAGAAAUACAACACCGGCAUCCUCUUCCUGCCCUGGGGCUACGACCUCAGCCAAGUGACUAUUUCUAUCGUGUACAUAAUAACAGCAGUGGUUGGCGUGGAGACGUGGUAUCAGCCAGUGAUUUGGAACCUUCACUACAGAGAUUUCUUUAUCAUCAUGAUCCUGGGUUGUUUGUUUGCCGUAACAUUGCCAAUGAGUCUCUACAACGUCUCGAAGGCGUAUCGGAACAACACAUUGAAGCACAGCUCCAUGUAUGAAGCUCUGCUGCCCUUCUUCUCCCCCACACUCCUCUUUAUCCUUUCCACGCUGUGGCUUAGCCUGUCCCCCACAGAUAUCUUGGAACAGCAGCCCAGAAUCUUCUAUCUAAUGGUGGGGACGGCCUUCGCCAAUGUCACUUGUAAGCUUAUUGUAUGUCAGAUGAGUAACACACGUUGUCAGCCGCUGACUUGGCUGUUGUUGCCAAUGGCCGUGGUCGUUCUGCUGGUGUUCUUUGGCGUGGUUCAGCAGAGUGAGAUUGUGGUGCUAUACGUGUGGACGGCUGUGGUCGUCUUCGCACACAUACACUACGGGGUUUCAGUGGUGAAGCAGCUGAGUGAUCACUUCAACAUCUUCGCCUUCUCCCUGAAGAAGCCCAGUUCAGACUGACAGGACGAGGAGAAAAUCGGCCUGACGGCUGCCGAGGUCUAAGCUGCCCCAGCAUCCUCUGCAACCAGCCGACACUGAACCCAUCACCACGGAGACACAUCUCAUAACCAGGAAAAAUAACCUACAACCUGCUGACCAAGCAAGCCUUCCCAGCCUGAGCCCAGACAUGCAGCUGCACCACAGAACCUGGUGAGCUGAGAGACGCAGCUGCACCACAGGGCCCAACCCAGAUAUGCAGCUGAGUAAUGGGCCUCAUAUGGAGCUGUGUUUAUGGGGCUGGCAGAGGCUGUUUGACUUUCUGGUGUCCAAAGCUGAGGAGAUUCGCUUGUUUCCUACGGAAAUGUGCUUUCAGCAAAGAUGCGGGGAGCUUGGAAUGAUUAACACAGACCACACGCACAUUCUCGAACAUAACCACAAGACUCGGGCAUGCCCGGUCACACCUUUACAUAGCCAUUCGCACAUAACACAUGUUAAUGAAUGUCUAGUGAAUUUUUUGCCUUGUACCAUUUCGCAUUUAUUUGGGUUUAUUUCUGGCUUCAUUUGCUCAGUUUGAAAAAAAAGCCCUAAAAUUUUAUAUGUAGUUGAAUUUGUGGCAUUACUAAAUCGAAAUGCUUCCUGUCAGUUAAAGAGGACAUGGGAAUUUGUGGUUUAAAAAAAAAAUUCCGUUUUAUUUUCUUGGUAAAGGGAACCGGGGUCAGAUUUCUUUUUUUUUUUUUUUUUUUUCUUUUCUAAAUUAGAUUUUUAUGAGUUUUGUAUGGGGAUAUCUUGUAUUGCUGUGCCUGCAGCUAUGUAAACCUCAACAGGAAAAAAAAUUAUUAUUCAGAACUUACUUGAACCCUGACUUUAAAAGGAAUUCCACUGAUCUUUCAAAAUUUGAUAAAGGAUUUGAAAUGCGUCAGUCAUUCAGAAGUUUUAUGAAAUUGCCUUGUUUUUGAGAAACCUGGCGGUGAUGAAAACCCUGCAUCCAUUUUAUGUGCUAUAAACCACCACUGAACCUACACGUGUCUUCUGAGCUGUUUUUUUUGUUGUUUUUUUUUUUUGGGUGCUAUUUGGCCUAAAAUGCUCUGCAUGUACCUCUCUGCCAUGAAUGUAUUUAAAAAGCUUAACUCAAAAUUAUUCAAAAUCAGCUUGUUAAGCAUCAGGCAGCUUACUGAUAACCAGUUCCUGUAAGACCUGUGUGAGAGAGCAUUUAAUGCCUCUAAAAGCCUCCAUCUGGUUCCUGUCAUCACCACUGAACAAUACUGACUCUUGAGUGGAGCAUUUUACAUCAAAACACUCUAAAUGACUGUUUACAAAGAAAUUUUGAAAAAUCAGUAGUUUUCCCCUUUAACAUCUCAGGCAGGUGCUGUAACGAACCAGUUUUUCUUCGACUUCACACACAGCCUAAGCCCCUUAGUGACUUACAGACAAGUGUGGCGUUAGGGGGUCAAACGUUUUGAGUUGUUGUGACUACUGUACCCACAAACCUCAGCUCCUCAUUUCUUUUGUUUUCUUUAAACAUUGGUGAUGGUGUGUCAGCUAGCCGAUUUUCGGUGUAUUUCUUUUUUUUUUCUUUUCCUUUCCCCUCAUGUUCUUUUCUUUGUUGCUUGCUUUUCACUAGUGAGCUUUUAUUGAGUUUAUUUGCGCUUGAAUGAAGAGUGCGCUUUAAAGCCUGUCCAGGAGAGGGCGCACUCGGAGUGAGCGAGAGGCACCUCGCUCCGUUCACUAAACGCGAUAAAAGCACUAGUCUCUGUGUGCCGCCAAACUGCUGCCAAGGCUUCCCUUUUUUUUUUUUCUUUCUUUUCUUUUCUUUUUUUCCCUCUGUUUUUGGCCUUAGUGACUGUGUUUGGCUUUCUUUUAGCUUCUUGACAGUUUCUGUUUUAUUUACUAUAAUCAGGGCUGCACGAUAUGGACAGAACUCUGUAUCGCAGUGAUAUUUCUGUAUACUGCAAUUGGGAUACAAAGUUUAGCCGAUAACAGACCGUCAUUAGUCAGUGAUUCAUGUUUAACCAUCACACUUUCUCUCAGAGAACAUGGAUGAAAUAGUUACCACUUGAUUUUGAUGGGGUGUGUUGUAAUGGUUGUGCUUACAAAAACUGGAAACUAUUUAUUUAUACUUUAGUUUAUUAAAAAAAAAAAAAAAAAAAAAAAAAAGUCAGCAGAUACGGUUGCCUGUUGCACCCACAAGCAUACCAUUAAAAAAAAUUAAGCAGAAUUAUUUGUUCAGUUAAAACUGCUGUUUAUUGUAAAUGAAUGAACCUUUUUUAACUUAUUUGUCGGUUACGGUGAAGCAGUUAAUCAUUUACAUCCCCAUAUUGAGAGAUGCCUUACAGAACUUUGAAAGCAUAACAUGAAAGGAUGACUUGGCCAAAACACCCAGCGAACAUGCGGUGAUCGGUCGGACGCUCAUUUCCAUAUCGCAACCUUCUGUGAUAUCAGUACUGCAGUGGCUAAAUGAUGAUAAUUAACAAACGAUAUAUAUUGUGCAGCCCUUUUUUAUUUCCCUCUUUUUAGUGGAAAGUGUGUGGUGUAAGUGGAAUGCUUGAUUUCAGCUUUCAUACUCUGUCUAAAGUGUCAGUAUGAGUGUAUUGUUUGUAUGUAUGUAUGUAUGUAUGAAUGUAUGUAUGAAUGGGUGGCUGACUCUUAGAUGCUGACUCUGGACAGUUCACCUUUUGGCACUGUACUUGUUGCCAUAGGAUCGGGGUACGUCUGGAAGCUCCAUUGGUUGAUACUUAAGUCUGUAUGUUAUUAAUGAAGUAACACGUGUUGUGUAGUAAUAAUUUUUUAUUAAUUCAUAUGACGCAAAACCUCUCAAGAAUUUCCAGUGGACGUAAAGAUGAUCGAGCUGCUCAGUGGCCUACUGAAAUAUGCAGAUACGAACAGACUUUAGUACCUCCCACAGCUCUGGGUCGAGCUAAAGGACAGUUCAUGAAGUAAAUACAUGCAUUUCUGUUGUGUUGAAAGAGUGUGAAAAGAAAAUGGUUAUGUGAUAAUAAACAUGGUGUCAGAAUCUC